AUGAUCAUGAUGACGGAAGGAAAAUAUCAAAAUAUCCCCCCAGAGGAUAACAACAACAGUACCCUGGAUGAUGAGGUCGAAGACCUGAUUUAUUACGUAAGGACGGACGACGUUUUAGAAGUUAAAAAAAUCCUUGAACAUGGAAGAAUAAGCUCAAUUAACAAUGUGAAGGACGAAAAUGAAAACACACUCCUACAUUUUGCCUGCGCAAAUAAUAAUGUGGACAUGAUUCGCUUUCUGCUAUACGAAUGCGCAAUUGGACAUAACCAACUAAAUGCCAGUAGAAAUAGCCCCCUAAUGUGGGCCAUACAGAAUAAGCAUUAUGAAGCUGUGAAAGAAGUGCUACUGUUCGACUACAUUUUAUAUAGCAAAGAAUAUACCAGAGUGGAAGGAAAGAACAACGAACUGUAUGAACAUAUGAAGAAAGAUUUUUUUGAAAUUUCUCGCGUCAAGGACGAAUACCAGCUGAGUGCUCAUGUCAAAAAUAAAAUAAACUCCAUGAAUUUUUUCGGGAGUAUUUUCUCUGAUCAUCAUGAUGCCAGCUUAUGCAAUGGCGACAGGAGGGAAGGUAUCGGGGGUGCUAUUUUAAGCGGCCAGGGAGAAACAUGGGCGAAGCGAAUACACCUAUACAAGGAAUCCAACAAAAUCGACCUACUGAAGAAAAACGAAUUCAACAAGAGCAUUCUGUCGGAGGCUUUCAACGCCCAGGACGAAAAUAUUUUGCACCUCGUUCUGAGCCACCCCAUGUCGAGUGUUCUGGACGAGCAGGAUGGGUGCACGGUGAGUGGCGUAAGCGGCGUAGCUAACCGUGAAGACAGCGCAGCUAAUGGCCACAAUGGCACAGCCUUCACGACAAACCUGGGAGAAGCCAAAAUAAUUCAAGAGUGCACGCAUCAGAUGCUCAUCAACGAGAGGGCAAAAAUAAAGAACGGGGAGAGCGAAGAAGAGGCCGUUAUACGAAUAAGAGAAAUUGGGCUAAAUUAUUUUGGAAAUACAUUUGAAGAUAGCAAAACAACAGAGGAGGAGGUUCAUUCGCAUAAGGACAUUACCGGGAUUAACAUUUGGGAGUGCUGCCUCAUGAUAAGUAAAUGGAUCUCCGACUUGUGUCUCCAGGAUAGCACUCUUUUUAGCAACAAAGCGGUCCUAGAACUCGGGGCAGGGAGUGGACUAGCCAGCAUUUCACUAUUCACCCACGCGAACAUUUUUCGCAACGGAACUGAUCAAGGGCCGGACAAAGUAGUUAUUACCGAUAUCAACCCAUUCACCUUAAGUAACAUUUCGCAUAAUGUCCUAUUAAACGAAGAACUUUUUGGCAAACUGGAUGCAGCAUGGAGAAGUAAAGUAAAAAUAUGCAGCAUUGAUUGGACAGAUGAAAAUACCUACCCACGUGAGAAUGAACAAAUUGUCACAUAUGAUUACAUUAUUGGGAGUGAUUUAGUAUACGAUAAAAAAAUUGUGCCAUCACUUGUGCAUAUAAUUAACUUAACUUUGAAAACAAAUGGCAUUUUUCUCUAUGUGUGUAGAAAGAAUAGAGAUGGGUCACAGGAAUUCAUUAGUCAAUUAAAAGACGCAAAUUACGACAUACAAUUAUUCACCCCCCCAAGUCAUUACUUUGUAAGCCCCUUUCUCAACUUAAGUCAGGACCUAUAUGAGGCAAAGUUUUCCGAGUUUACCGACGCCUCCAACUUUGUCAUGAUGCGCUGCCAAAAGUACUAA
This is a messenger RNA of Plasmodium fragile, 1716 nucleotides long. RefSeq lists its product as uncharacterized. The transcript has a single exon. The record is from RefSeq and is a predicted model, not a curated record. NCBI's taxonomy places the organism in Eukaryota, Apicomplexa, Aconoidasida, Haemosporida, Plasmodiidae. Bases 1 to 1716 code for a protein of 571 amino acids. Gene Ontology annotation, molecular function: protein binding. Gene Ontology annotation, cellular component: nucleus; cytoplasm.